AUGAUGAUGAUGUGCCGUCUGCUGUGCGCCCUGUUGGCGCUUGCCCUGUGCUGCUGCCCGUCCAUGUGCGUGUCAGAGGAAGCUGCCGCUCAGUAUGGGCCUGAAGCCGCCCCCGUUACACCUCCCAAUUCUCCAUCAACGACGGCCGGUCAGCCAGGGCCGCCAAGUACGGGUUCCGUUUCGGAUGAGGAAAACAUUGACGGAAAAGUACCAGGGGUGACCGCUGGGGAACCGCAGUCAAAUGUGGUGCCCAAAACGUUACAGGAAGAAGGCAAGGACGGUACGACGGAAAGACAAAGUGGCACUAAUACAUCCGCAGAUAAAGCAGACCAGGAGGUCAAGGAUGCUGCCCAGACGACCACUACGACCACAACAAAGGCACCAACCACGACCACCACCACUACAACAGAGGCACCCAGCACUACGACUACGGAGGCGCCAACUACGACGACCACCCGCGCACCGUCACGUCUUCGCGAAAUGGACGGCAGCCUCAGCAGCUCUGCGUGGGUGUGUGCCCCGCUGCUGCUUGCCGCAUCCGCGCUGGCGUACACCGCUCUGGGCUGA
Molecule: messenger RNA, 567 nt
Organism: Trypanosoma cruzi
Lineage: Eukaryota; Euglenozoa; Kinetoplastea; Trypanosomatida; Trypanosomatidae
Product: mucin TcMUCII, putative
Exons: 1
Coding region: 1-567 (188 amino acids)
Source: RefSeq, a predicted model, not a curated record